AUGUCAGCCGAGCCGAGCAGCCGAGCCGUAUGUCAGCCGAGCCGUAUGUCAGCCGAGCCGUAUGUCAGCCGAGCCGAGCCGUAUGUCAGCCGAGCCGAGCCGUAUAUGGCCGAGCCAGGCCGUAUGUCAGCCAGCCGUAUGUCAGCCGAGCCGAGCCGUAUGUCAGCCGAGCCGAGCCGUAUGUCAGCCGAGCCGAGCCGUAUGUCAGAUGGUGAUGCUGUCAGAUUCAUCUCUCCCGGUCUCUCUCAUCUCUCCCUCUCAUCUCUGUGUUUCUGUCUGCAGGCAGGGAAGAAGGCAGUGAAAGCAGUGUUGUGGGUCUCAGCAGACGGUCUCCGUGUGGUAGAUGACAAAACUAAGGACCUGAUCCUAGACCAGACAAUAGAGAAAGUAUCGUUCUGUGCUCCGGACAGGAACUUUGAGAGAGCGUUCUCCUACAUCUGUAGAGAUGGAACGACGAGACGCUGGAUCUGCCACUGCUUCAUGGCUAUCAAGGACUCGGGAGAGCGUCUGAGCCACUCGGUGGGCUGUGCCUUCGCUGCCUGUCUGGAGAGGAAACAGAAGAGAGAGAAGGAGUGUGGUGUCACAGCAACCUUCGACUCCAACAGAACCACCUUCACCAGGGAGGGCUCGUUCCGAGUUACCACGGCGACGGAAGCCGCGGAGCGAGAGGAGGUCAUGAGGCAGUUACAGGACAAGAAAGCGGAGGGCGAUGUCAGGCCCCCCAUCCCUCUCUCCUCAGGCCCCAGUGAGGGUGUGGUGAACCAGGCUGUGGCCCCUCUACCAGGGCCACCGUCCCCCUCCUCCUCCCCUCCCCUGGGCCCCCAGGUUAUCCCCCGCAGACACGCCCCAGUGGAGGUCCUGGCCAGACAGGGUUCCUUCAGAGGGUUCCCUGCCCUCAACAACAACUCCUCUCCCUUCAAACGGCAGCUGUCUCUCAGGAUGAACGAUCUGCCCCCUACCAUGCAGUCUGACCUCACCUUGAAGAACACAGUCCCAGAGGUGGAGGGAGAGGGCGACAGCAUCAGCUCGUUGUGUACCCAGAUCGCCUCAGCCUUCAGUGGGCCUCCUGAAGACCCCUUCUCCCAGGCCCCCAUGCCCCGACCAACCUCCACCCCACAGUCACCUGUAGCGCCCCCGGGGGCUCAGCCAGCUCCUCCCUCCGCCACAUCGUCUCCGUCUCACCACUCCCACCGCCGCACGCCGUCGGAGGCUGACCGUUGGCUCGAGGAGGUCACCAAGUCUGUCCGCGCUCCGCAACUCGGGUCCACACCCCCCUCCCAACCGUUCCUCACCCCCAACCCACCACCCUUCUCCACCCCCCCAACCCAGGCAGUUGCCCCUGUGGCCUUCAUGUCCUCUCUGCCCCCUGCGAUUCCCAUGCUGGCCCCUCGCCAACCUGCCUACCACACCCAGGCCACAGCCUCCUACCCCAUGUCCAACGGGCUGCCCUAUGCCCAUCCCAGUGUGCCUGUGAUGGGUAUCACACCCUCUCAGAUGGUGGCCAAUGUGUUUGGUUCAGCCACUCAGCCCCAGGCGUACCCCACCCCCAGCCCCAGGCGUACCCCACCCCCCAGUAUGGCCCUGAUCAGCACACUGUGUGUAUCCCCUUCAGCAACCCCCACCAGCAGCCCCUUCCCUUCCAGGCCCAAUGGGAGUGUAGCCUUCAACGGGGGUGGGGCCGACAGCUGGGCCCCUCCCUCCCUGCCCCCUCCGUCCUCCCCGGCCCCUCCCCUUCCCCCGCAACCCCUGGCGACCGCCGAUCCCUUCGAGGCCAAGUGGGCCGCCCUGGAGACCCACCCCCGCCAGCGCACCACGCCGUCGCCCACUAACCCCUUCUCCUCCGAGCUGCACAAGACCUUUGAGAUCCAACUCUAGAGACUGAGAAGCUGGGAGGAGGAGGAGGAGGUGGACUGGGACUGAGGAGGAGGUGGUGAUUAUGGGGGAUAGGAUACUUUUUUAAUGAAUUUGCAGGUUGGUGAGAGAUGGGAGAGGAGCAGACUAGCCUUUCUCUCAGUCUCUACAUCCGCCUGGAUUGUCUUAGUGGAGGACCUGAGUGGAGGAGAUGGGUGGGUGGGUGGAGCUAUCAGCAGGGAUGAUGGAUGGAAACAGGGAAGGAGAGAUGGAGGUAUGGAGGUGCUGCUGCUGCUUACCAGACAUUUAAUUUGUAUUGUGGGUUUAGUUGUGUUGCUUUGGAUUACGUGGAAGUGGAUAUGAUGACCCUGUGGAGUGGUGGAUCUGAGAACACACAGCCCCGACCCCAACACCCGACCCCAGCCCCGACCCCGACCCCAGCCCCGACCCCAGCCCCAGCCCCGACCCCAACCCCCGACCCCAGCCCCAACACCGACCCCAGCCCCGACCCCAACCCCGACCCGAGCCCUCCCAGCUCUCGAGACACACUCAAACAACUUUACCAGGGGUUCCUACCCCUUCCUCCCUCUCCUGAUCCAGCUCACAGCGCCCCCAGGUGGCUGGAGUAUGAUCUGCUCUCCCGACCACCUGUCGGACAGAAGGACUGCAGCACUGAAAGAGAACUGAGCUUCCAGACCAGAGGUUCUCAUCUAAAAACAUUUAAAAAAUCAGAAAAAGUGAGAGAAUGCCAAAAUCUUUAUUUUUAUGCAUUAAGGUAUAUUUUAAAAAAUAGCUUUGGAAAUCUAACAGAAGAGUUGUAAAGUAAUCUCUGCCAAGGGCACAGAGGAUAGCUAGCUACAAUGAGGGGAUGUGCAACCUGUAUACAAGAAACUAUCAUAUAUUAUAAAUCUAUAUCUAUUAAGAAUAUAUUAGUGUACACAGCUCACGGCAACUGAUUUCUGUGAUGACUUGAAGAGAGAAUGUGUUGACGGGACGGCUGUUUUAUUUUUGUGUUCCGUCUCAUUUUGCCGUUCGCUGUUUUCAUCCUGUGAUUGGAUGUUCUUCUCACUGUAAAUAGCUCAAUCAUCAUCGCAGAAACAAUCGAUGUGGAUCCAGCGGGCAGCAGUGUGGUCGGCAGUAUGGGGUACCCUGGGGGUGUAUUCGUUAAGAACCAAACGGGGGAGAGGGACCUACUUGAAUUUUCCAAUAGAAACUCUUGUUUCCAUUUGCGUAACGUUUUGCUACGGUGCGCGACUAAUGAAUACACCCCCAGGCUGCCUCUGCUACCACUGAUCUGCCCUCUCAAGUCUCCUUACUAUGAUAGUACUAGUCUAGUACUCGAUAGUACUAGUAAUUAGUACUCAUCUAGUACUCGAUAGUACUGGUAAUUAGUACUCAUCUAGUACUCGAUAGUACUGGUAAUUAGUACUCAUCUAGUACUCGAUAGUACUGGUAAUUAGUACUCAUCUAGUACUCGAUAGUACUAGUAAUUAGUACUCAUCUAGUACUCGAUAGUACUGGUAAUUAGUACUCAUCUAGUACUCGAUAGUACUGGUGAGUCGUACUCAUCUAGUACUCGAUAGUACUGGUAAUUAGUACUAAUCGAGUACUCGAUAGUACUGGUAAUUAGUACUCAUCUAGUACUCGAUAGUACUGGUGAGUCGUACUCAUCUAGUACUCGAUAGUACUAGUAAUUAGUACUCAUCUAGUACUCGAUAGUACUAGUAAUUAGUACUCAUCUAGUACUCGAUAGUACUGGUAAUUAGUACUCAUCUAGUACUCGAUAGUACUGGUGAGUCGUACUCGAUAGUACUGGUAAUUAGUACUCAUCUAGUACUCGAUAGUACUAGUAAUUAGUACUCAUCUAGUACUCGAUAGUACUGGUAAAUAGUACUCAUCUAGUACUCGAUAUUACUAGUAAUUAGUACUCAUCUAGUACUCAAUUUUACUGGUAAUUAGUACUCAUCUAGUACUCGAUAUUACUGGUAAUUAGUACUCAUCUAGUACUCGAUAGUACUGGUAAUUAGUACUCAUCUAGUACUCGAUAGUACUGGUAAUUAGUACUCAUCUAGUACUCGAUAGUACUGGUAAUUAGUACUCAUCUAGUACUCGAUAGUACUGGUAAUUAGUACUCAUCUAGUACUCGAUAGUACUGGUAAUUAGUACUCAUCUAGUACUCGAUAGUACUGGUAAUUAGUACUCAUCUAGUACUUAAUAGUACUAUUCGUUAGGACUUAACUACAUUUGACUUCCAUCUUCAUUGUCAUUCUUUUAUUUUAUUGCGGUAAUGUUUGUACUGUGUUGUUGUUGUAUAUUAACACUACGGACAGUGUCAUCUCCCAAUUUUAUUUAUCCUUCAAUGAUAUUAUUUUUUAAAUAAAAAUGAUUGAUUUCCCCAUA
Oncorhynchus gorbuscha (pink salmon) is the source of this 4251-nucleotide messenger RNA. Its product is annotated as protein numb homolog. Gene Ontology annotation, molecular function: cadherin binding. Lineage: Eukaryota; Metazoa; Chordata; Actinopteri; Salmoniformes; Salmonidae. The record is from RefSeq and is a predicted model, not a curated record.